GGCGCCUGCUGGGUUCUGCCGGCCGCGGUGAGGGCUGCUGGCCGCUACCGACCGGGUGCGUUGGAUGCAGCGGUACCGUGGCCGGGCGGGCGCGUGGGCCGCUCUCCGGGGGCCAGCCAGGAGUCGGCCCUGCCCUUGCCAAGGUCCCGCUGGGAGGAGCGGAGGCCGCCGGGCUCGGCGGGCCUGGCACCCCCGUGUUCCUGGCGCCGACCCGAGCGGACUGGGGCCUUUGGGCGCUCUUCCUCCGCGGGCCCCCACGCCCGUCCGCCGCCUUCCUGCCGCUCCGCCAGGGCACCACCGCCCGGAGGCGACCCGCACCCUGUGACCUCUGCGUGCCUCCGCCCCUCGGGCUCCCUGAGCCGCGCGAGCGUUGGGCUCGGGGCUGUCCGCGGCCCCGGGCGGCCGGGGGUCUCGCCCCCCCGCACGACACUGCCAGGGGCGCCCCUCUCCGGGCCAGAUUAGGGCCCCACUUAGAUCUGGGCCCCCGCCUGUUCAAGAUGUGCAACUUUUUCUCUUCAAAUCUGAUCUAAAAUUAGAAGUUGUGAUGGGUUUGUCUGCUUCAUCUCCAUCUAUUGCUGUUCAGUCAGAAAAUGUAUCUGUACACCCUCAAACAGCAUCUCCACCUUCAGAAUGUCCCAUGCAUCAGGAAAAAAUGGAAGGUUGUCCAAUGCACAUGAAAUCUCCUGACCAAGGUGCUGAGAACCAAAAUAAUAAUAUUCCUGCACAUCAGGAACGAGCAUAUGAAUAUGUGGAGUGUCCAAUGAAAUCUAGUACAUCUCAAAUGAAAGAUGACAUAGAUCCUAGAAAUAUGAUGCCACCGCCUAAUCAAAUGCCAUCCCUGAAUCAACCAUUUCCAUUAUCAACUAUCAGAGAAGAGUCUUCCAUUCCUAGAGCACAUUCAGAACAAAAAUGGGUUUAUCCGUCAGAACAAAUGUUUUGGAAUGCUAUGCUAAGGAAAGGAUGGAGGUGGAAAGAUGAUGACAUAAACCCCAAAGAUAUGAAUAAUAUUAUCCAGAUUCACAAUCAGAACAAUGAGCAGGCUUGGAAAGAGAUUUUAAAGUGGGAAGCUCUUCAUGCUGCGGAAUGCCCAUGUGGACCAUCGUUGAUCCGGUUUGGAGGUAAAGCUAAAGAGUAUUCACCCAGAGCCAGAAUUCGCUCAUGGAUGGGAUAUGAACUUCCUUUUGACAGACAUGAUUGGAUUAUUGAUCGUUGUGGGAAGGAAGUCAGAUAUGUUAUUGAUUAUUAUGAUGGUGGUGAAGUAGAUAACUCUUAUCAGUUCACCGUCUUGGAUGUCCGUCCUGCAUUUGAUUCUCUCUCUGCUGUGUGGGACAGAAUGAAAGUAGCUUGGUGGCGUUGGACUUCAUAACUACACUGAAACUGUACUUUCUCAAAUUGAAGAUGAGCUGCCAUUUGAACUUUAAAUAAAGAUUAUAUUAACUGUGCUUAUCUUCAUUAACCAACAUUGUCCUUCUCUCUGGGGGAAAAACACUAUGCAGUUUUGUAUGAACAGAUACUUCAUACCAUCUUUAAUUUAAAAGUAAGGUACAUGCUUUUCUCUAUUUAGGUUUAUUUCAGUGUUCAAGUUCUCUCCUAGCUGGAAAAUCUUUUGUACUUUACUGUCAAGACUAAACUACACAAAAUUAGUGACUCUCACAAAGUGCCAGGCACAAUGGGGCUUGAUCCUGAUUGAGCUUUUAGGCACUACUACAGUAUAGAUAACAAAAAGUUGGAGUUUUGUAAAUGUUUUUACUUGGUCAUUAGAAGUGAUACAUGGAUACCAUGAUGGUAGGUGUGGUGUAAAAAUCUAGGUAGAUAAUUUAUUGUUGCAAAUUAAUUUAUAUACAGUUAUAUACUGAUAUUUUACUCAUCUGUAUCUAAAUCUGCUGAGAUGAUUUCAGUUGGACUAACUGUUUAAAUAAAAAAUAAGGCAUGUGAAUAUUUUUAAAGGUAUGUUAAACCGAAACUAAUGUAGAAAGAGUUGUGCCUAUUUUCAACAGACUUUUUUAAAAAAAGAAAUGCAAUUAAUAAUUUGAAACAGUGUGGUGGUUACUUUUUCUCUUAAAAUGCUGCCUCUGUAUUGUAUUCCAAAAAGCAGGAAAUAAAAUGGACAUUUCAGAGUA
Dermochelys coriacea (leatherback sea turtle) is the source of this 2120-nucleotide messenger RNA. RefSeq names its product holocytochrome c-type synthase. Lineage: Eukaryota; Metazoa; Chordata; Testudines; Dermochelyidae. The transcript is spliced from 7 exons. Gene Ontology annotation, biological process: cytochrome c-heme linkage. The record is from RefSeq and is a predicted model, not a curated record. Gene Ontology annotation, molecular function: holocytochrome-c synthase activity. The coding region runs from base 545 to 1366 and encodes 273 amino acids. Gene Ontology annotation, cellular component: mitochondrion.